AUGAUUAAGAUUGGAAGCUACUUCUGGGUGGUUAGAACUUCAUGGUGCAGUUACAUUCAAAGGGUUGUGCGCCCAAAGGCUCAUCACAUGGUGCUGGCGCUCUUGUCUGCAUACUCCACCCCUGUCCCCAGAGAUUCACAGCAGAUCCUGUUGCUGAUUCUUUUGUGCUUCAUUACUUCAUGUUUGUCUGCAGUUUUUCUGUAUAUAUGGCUGUUUCAUUCCUUACAGUAUAAUUCAUUAACAGCAACUGUGUUAUCCACAACUUCUGCUGUCCUUAUAUGCAGUGUUCUUGUCCUUGUGCACCCAAUUCGCUGCAUUCUGACCAUAAUCAUCCCUACACUGGGUACCAAACAAGGACGCCGGCUACUGCUGUCUACUUGCUUCAUGAUUAUGGCUCUCACCAUAAUUCCCAAUAUUCUGAAAAACCUCCGAACAAUUUUUACAAUUUUUAGAUGCAUUUCCCAACACACUUUCGAGACGGUUUUAAACUCCACGGACGCAUUCAAAAACCUUACAAAUGAAAUGAGUCACUUUGUCAACAAUAUUGUGAAAUUAUCGAUCCAUGAUUCUAAGGAGGUGAAUGUACUUGCUAAUGUAGAUAAUUCUAUAGUUUCUAAUCAAAUAUCAGAAAUCGCAAACAAGAUGAAGAAGGACUUUGAAACAGUGGAAUCGCUUUUUAAGGACAUCAUGUUAGUGGCCAAUAGGGUUCUGGCUGGAUGUUUUGUCUUGUAUAUGCUAUCUAAUGGAACAUGGUACUUGAGAAACUAUUUAACUGAUAUUAGCUUUGACAACAAGUACAUAACACAACAACUGGAGCAGCUGGCUCAGACAAAAAAUAUUACAGACUUGGCUAAUUUGGCAAAUAGCUCCUCUGCAAAGUUAAUAAAGUCAACUGGAUUUAAGCUGUCAAGAAAAGAGCUGGGAGCCAGUCUGUUUCGCCUUCUGAUUGUUUUCCUGUUUGCACUGCUCACUGUGCUAAUUAUAACCACAGACCACAUUGUCUUCCAGUUUUCUGUAUUAGUCAGCAAUUGGGUGGAUGAUCUGCCAGCUCUGGAAGUGAUUUUUUAUGUGACAUAUGAUACACAUUUAAGUGUAAACAUUCCAUUCGGGACAUUUCAUGACACACUAUAUACUAAAGAGUUCCCCUUGAACAUAACUUUUUUUUCAGCAUACUGUAAGCAUCCUACAAGUCCUCCGGACAGCUCCAUCACAGCUGGGAUUGCAUUCAUUUAUUGUAUUUUGUUUGCUGUAAUAUUCAUGGAAACUUAUGCUCAACGCCUGUGCCGAAAGAUAUCAGCUUUGUUUUACAGAAGAAGAGAAGAAGAAAGAGUUUUAUAUUUGUUUGACAAAAUACAACAAACCAAAAACCAAGACAGCAGUCCUUCCCCGGGGGCAAUGAUUGCAUUAUACUAGUAAGAGCAACAAGCCAACUGCGGUUAGUAUAUAGGGGGUCAUUCCGAGUUAAUCGCUAGCUGCCGUUGUUCGCUGCGUAGCGAUCAGUGAAAAAAAUGGCUAA
Molecule: messenger RNA, 1516 nt
Organism: Pseudophryne corroboree (corroboree frog)
Lineage: Eukaryota; Metazoa; Chordata; Amphibia; Anura; Myobatrachidae
Gene: OCSTAMP
Product: osteoclast stimulatory transmembrane protein
Exons: 3
Coding region: 1-1413 (470 amino acids)
Cellular component (GO): membrane
Source: RefSeq, a predicted model, not a curated record